UCCCCUCCUCCUGCCCAACCCCUUUCCUACUUCUUUCCCUACCCGCCAACUGCACGCGCCAUUCUCCUUGCGGAAGACCGCGCGCAUUCCCAGGCACGUCACGUCGGGCAUGGCCAGUGUGGAUCAGCGUGAGGGCACCAUCCAGGUGCAGGGCCAGGGCCUCUUCUUCAGAGAGGUGAAGCCUGGCAAUGGGCAGGCUGCUCGCUUCUCUGUGCUGCUGUUGCAUGGUAUCCGCUUCUCCUCGGAGACCUGGCAGAACCUGGGUACUCUGCAUAAACUGGCCGAGGCUGGCUACAAGGCUGUGGCCAUUGAUCUGCCAGGUCUUGGGCAAUCCAAAGAAGCAGCAGCCCCUGCCCCUAUCGGGGAACUGGCCCCUGGCAGCUUCCUAGCAGCUGUGGUGGAUGCCUUAGAGCUGGGGCCCCCGGUUGUGAUCAGCCCAUCACUAAGUGGCAUGUACUCACUGCCCUUCCUCGUGGCCCCUGGGUCCCAACUCCGGGGCUAUGUACCGGUGGCUCCCAUCUGCACAGACAAAAUCAAUGCUGAUGACUAUGCCCGUGUUAAGACCCCAGUUCUGAUUGUAUACGGAGACCAGGACCCCACGGGUUCCUCCAGCUUUCAACACCUGAAGCAGCUGCCCAACCACAGAGUACUGGUCAUGAAAGGGGCAGGGCAUCCCUGUUACCUGGACAAGCCUGAUGAGUGGCAUACAGGGCUUCUGGAUUUCCUUCGGGGGCUUGCCUGAGACUUAGUCCUGCAGAUGAGGGCGACAGAUGGCCUGUCCUGAGCUCUCUCGCUGUCUUCUCCUGGUCUCUGGCUUGUGCCUCACCUGUAACAGGUCUGUCUAUACAUCUGUCUGGGUUCCUGUCAUUUCUACUUUUCUCUUGCAGUGACAGAUCAGAUCAAGGAGGUAAAAAUCAAAUGGAAGAAGCCUCAGAUUCAAGGAAGAAACCUGAUUGUGGGUAAUUCAUGAGCUUCUCCUACAGGCUCCUUUGCUUGGCUUACACUUUUCUGCCUCACUUUCUGCUCCACCUCCUUCAGCUGCUCUGCAGGACAGCCAUUCCCUCUACUCCCCUACCUGUCUUAGGCCACAGAUAACAUACAUGUGUGAAUGCUUGUUUAGAUCCAUCCCGCACACAGGUCCACAAUACUGGACUGACAUAUUCUUGUGAGGCUUUGCAUCACGUGCUGGCACAGGUCCUUUCAGUCCUCUGUGAAGGGAGGUGGCACUCUCUUAUGAGCCGGUGCUUGUAAGAGACCCCCUUGCCAGGAUACGGAUGUGGCCAGCCCUAGAUUUCUCUUACCUACACGUUGCAACUGGUCCCAGACCAGAACUGCUUCCUCAGAAGGGGAGGUGCACCCCUCUGCCUUUCAACUCUCCCCAUUUUUCUCUUCCCCUUCUUUUUGGGGCCUGCACACCUCCCCAGGUCAUCAAGCAUUUUGCCUGCUAUGAGGCCUGGGAGUGGGUUGGGGAGACCCACUGUGGAGGUCCCUGAAAUAAAGUGAUGCAAUUAGACCUCA
This is a messenger RNA of Psammomys obesus (fat sand rat), 1518 nucleotides long. RefSeq names its product abhydrolase domain containing 14B (gene Abhd14b). Gene Ontology annotation, cellular component: cytoplasm. Bases 110 to 742 code for a protein of 210 amino acids. Lineage: Eukaryota; Metazoa; Chordata; Mammalia; Rodentia; Muridae. The transcript has 4 exons. The record is from RefSeq and is a predicted model, not a curated record.